This is a messenger RNA of Trichobilharzia szidati, 1332 nucleotides long. Lineage: Eukaryota; Metazoa; Platyhelminthes; Trematoda; Strigeidida; Schistosomatidae. The record is from the annotation of a GenBank genome assembly.
AUGUCUAUUGGGAUUGUUUAUGGUGAUGAGUACAGACGAAUAUGUUGCAGUUCACCUAAAUUUGGCGAUCGCUAUGCAUUGGUUAUGGAUCUGAUCAAUGCAUAUAAACUUGUUCCUGAACUUUCUCGUGUACCUCCUUUGAAACUGGAUUCACUUGAUCAUAUUUAUAAAACACUGACCACUUUUCAUUCUGCAGAAUAUGUUGAUGCCCUCAGAAGAUUGCAAACGUUACACGCUGAGGAAAGGGAGUUAAGUCCUGACGAUGAAUUACUCAUGGAUUCGUUUGGAUUGAAUUAUGAUUGUCCUGGCUUUAACAGUGUUUUUGAUUAUGCUGUAGCUGCAGUCAGUGGUAGCUUAGCUGCAGCUGACGCUUUAUUUCAUCGAUGCUGUCAGGUAGUUAUCAAUUGGGGCGGUGGUUGGCAUCAUGCUAAAAGAAGUGAAGCCUCUGGUUUUUGCUAUAUGAAUGAUAUUGUUCUGGCUAUUCAUCGAUUGUUAUCAUCCAGUCCUCAAGAAAUCCCAGCCAAUAUUUCCAGUGUUCAAACACGUGUAUUAUAUCUCGACCUUGAUCUUCAUCAUGGUGAUGGAGUGGAAGAAGCUUUCUGGUAUAGUCCUCGUGUAGUUACAUUUUCUGUACAUCAUGCAUCGCCUGGUUUUUUUCCUGGCACUGGAGAUUGGAAUGCGAUAGAUGACAGUGAUUAUUUAGCCUUUCCAAAUGGUGCUGGUCGUGGUCGAUUCUCAGCAUUCAAUCUACCUCUAGAUGAGAAGAUAAAUGAUUCCCAGUGGUCACAAGCAGUAGGACCUGUGCUUGACUCAUUGAAUAUGGUUAUCCAACCAAGUUAUAUUGUAGUUCAAUGUGGUGCUGAUUGUCUGGCCACUGAUCCACAUCGAAUAUUCAAUCUGACCAAUUUUUAUCCCACAUCUGAUACAGACUCAGAUUGUAAAUCUGAAGAUAGUUUAAGCGGUUAUUUAUAUGCUAUGAAGAAAAUAUUAUCCUGGAAAAUCCCAACACUGAUUCUUGGUGGUGGCGGAUAUAAUUUUUCUGAUACAGCAAGACUAUGGACAAGAAUAACAGCGCUGGCAAUCGAAGAAGUUAAAGCGAAAAAGAUUACACUUUCUCCUGAAAUCCCAGAACAUUCCUACUUUUCUCGUUAUGGUCCAGAUUUUGAAUUGGAUAUUGACUAUUUUUCACAUCAAAGUUAUAAUAAACCAGAUGAUAAUAUAAAACAACAUCAUCAUCGUUUACUGGAACAACUGUGUAACUAUGCUGAUUUAAAUAAAAUUACUUAUGAUUAUGAUAAGCUGUACAAGUUAUACAAUUCACUUGAUCUAUGA